Molecule: messenger RNA, 1587 nt
Organism: Oryzias melastigma (Indian medaka)
Lineage: Eukaryota; Metazoa; Chordata; Actinopteri; Beloniformes; Adrianichthyidae
Gene: dpagt1
Product: dolichyl-phosphate (UDP-N-acetylglucosamine) N-acetylglucosaminephosphotransferase 1 (GlcNAc-1-P transferase)
Exons: 9
Coding region: 343-1572 (409 amino acids)
Biological process (GO): dolichol-linked oligosaccharide biosynthetic process; protein N-linked glycosylation
Cellular component (GO): membrane
Molecular function (GO): UDP-N-acetylglucosamine-dolichyl-phosphate N-acetylglucosaminephosphotransferase activity
Source: RefSeq, a predicted model, not a curated record
AACCUAAAUUAAACUUUUAUUUUGUAGGAAAACCGGAAAAUUAUUUCUGGCAUUAUUUCGAAAUUGAUUGUUGGGGUGUCAUCUAACGUGGAGUUUAGACAUUAGACAGCUUAAAUCGUCAGUGAUUAAUAGAGAAAGAUGGCGUGGAUUAUCACCGGCACUUGUGGAUGUGUUUUGCUUUGACGGAAGAACCACGGAGAAUCACUGUCGUUCAAAAACAAUGGUGUGAAAUGUUUCCAAGUCAGUGAAACAAGCCGGAGCUUCCUGGUAAAAACUGUGAAGGGACAUUGUCAGAUUAUCUACAACAGACACGAUAGAUCUGUCUGAAUCUGCUCUAGCAAAAUGACUGAAAACACGUCAGCGAUCCCCGUCCUGCCGCUGCUCAUCAACGGCUUCAUGUCAGUUCUCGGCUGCAUGGCCACUCUGAAACUCAUCCCAGCUUUCAAGGAGCAUUUCAUCUCUGCCCGGCUGUACGGAAUGGACCUCAACAAAACCGUCAAAAAGGAAGUUCCAGAGUCUCAAGGAGUCAUCAGUGGGACAGUAUUCCUUAUUGUCCUCUUCUGCUUCAUCCCAGUGCCUUUUCUCAGCUGCUUUGUUGGAGAUCAGUGUUUGGGUUUUCCACAUGAUGAGUUUGUCCAACUGAUCGGUGCCCUUCUAGCCAUCUGUUGCAUGAUCUUUUUGGGCUUCGCUGAUGAUGUGCUGAACCUGCGGUGGAGACACAAGCUUCUUCUUCCCACCAUGGCCUCUCUGCCUCUGCUCAUGGUCUACUUCACCAACUUUGGCAAUACAGUCAUCGUGGUGCCCAAACCCUUCAGAGUUCUGUUCGGGCUCCACUUGGAUCUUGGAAUUCUCUACUACGUCUAUAUGGGAAUGCUUGCGGUUUUCUGCACAAAUGCCAUCAACAUCUUAGCAGGCAUCAAUGGUAUUGAGUCCGGUCAAGCCCUCUUCAUCUCUGGCUCCAUCAUCAUCUUCAACCUGCUGGAGCUCAGUGGUGAUUAUCGUGAUGACCAUGUUUUCUCCCUGUACUUCAUGAUACCGUUCUUCUUCACUACAUUAGCCCUUUUGUACCACAACUGGUACCCCUCAUCUGUUUUUGUUGGAGACACUUUCUGCUACUUUGCCGGGAUGACCUUCGCCGUCGUCGGUAUCCUGGGACACUUCAGCAAGACGAUGCUCCUCUUCUUCAUCCCUCAAGUGAUCAACUUUGUCUAUUCCUUGCCUCAGCUUUUUCAUAUAAUCCCUUGUCCCAGACAUCGGCUCCCCAGACUGAAUCCAGAAACGGGAAAACUGGGAAUGAGCUACUCUAAAUUUAAACAGAAAGAUCUGUCCAAGCUGGGAAACCUCAUCUUAAAGGUGGCUGAGUUAUUAAAGCUGCUGGAGGUGCGACGGGGGCAGGACGGAGAUGAAUUUAUUGAGUGCAACAACAUGACUUUAAUAAAUCUAGUGCUAAAGAUCCUGGGACCCGUCCAUGAGAGAAACCUCACAGUCAUCAUGCUCGCCAUACAGGUGUUGGGCAGCGCAGUGGCUUUUGGGAUACGUUAUCAUCUGGUGCGACUCUUCUAUGACGUCUAAAUGAUAGAGAAAGAA